This is a messenger RNA of Coffea eugenioides, 2291 nucleotides long. RefSeq names its product SNW/SKI-interacting protein A-like. NCBI's taxonomy places the organism in Eukaryota, Viridiplantae, Streptophyta, Magnoliopsida, Gentianales, Rubiaceae. Gene Ontology annotation, cellular component: spliceosomal complex. The transcript has 2 exons. Bases 183 to 1973 code for a protein of 596 amino acids. Gene Ontology annotation, biological process: mRNA splicing, via spliceosome. The record is from RefSeq and is a predicted model, not a curated record.
CUCUAGGCGUCAAACGCCAUUCUAUAUUUACUCCUGCAAUCCAAUACGGCCUUCCUUAUAUUCAUUCCGACGGGACUUUAUACGACCCUCUUGCCUUCAUCAUCUCGAUCAUAGCUCCGGGGUUCCAAAUAUUUCAUCGAACCAGGCUUUAGGGGAGGGUGGAAUUGAGGUUAGGGUUAUAGAUGGCGGCGUUAAAGGACCUUCUUCCGCCUGUAAAGUCGAGUGGGUCAACUCACUAUGAUCACUCGAAUGAUCCGUGGUUCAAGCAGAGGUAUAGUGCAGCAGAGUCUGAGAAAUCUGCAAUAAUUAAGGCAAAUCCAGUUCCUCCUUAUUUAAAAAGAACAGGCUUUAAACCAUCCAAACUUGAGGAUUUUGGUGAUGGGGGGGCGUUCCCGGAAAUUCAUAUCGCUCAAUACCCUCUGGAUAUGGGGAGGAAAAGGGACUGGAAGCCAGGGUCGAAAACCUUGCCCAUUACAGUUGAUGAGCAUGGGAAUGUGAGGUAUGAUGCAAUUGUGAGGCAGAAUGAGAAUGCUAAAAAGAUUGUGUAUUCACAACAUACCGACCUUGUCCCCAUGGUUGUCAAAGAUGGUCAGGACGAGGAGGAGAUGGACUUGGAUGAGAAGCAGAAGGAGAUUGAUGAGACCACUCAGAGCACUAAGACUGCUCUUGAGAAGAUUGUGAAUGUGAGGUUGAGUGCGGCUCAGCCUAAAAAUGUUCCUACACAAUCUUCAGAUUCUAAGUUUAUCAAGUACAAGCCUUCACAGCAGUCAGCUGCCUUUAAUUCUGGUGCAAAGGAGAGGAUUAUUAGGAUGGUGGAGAUGCCUGUGGACCCUUUGGAGCCACCCAAGUUUAAACAUAAGCGGGUUCCAAAAGCAUCUGGUUCUCCACCCGUUCCAGUAAUGCACUCUCCACCUCGGCCUGUGACUGUGAAGGACCAGCAAGAUUGGAAGAUCCCACCUUGUAUUUCAAACUGGAAGAACCCAAAAGGGUAUACAAUUCCUCUUGAUAAGCGUCUGGCAGCUGAUGGUAGGGGCCUUCAGGAUGUUCAAAUUAAUGACAACUUUGCGAAGUUAUCAGAGGCACUGUAUGUUGCAGAACAGAAGGCCAGAGAGGCUGUAGCCAUGAGGUCAAAGGUCCAAAAGGAAAUGAUGAUGAAAGAGAAAGAAAAGAAAGAGAUGGAAUUGCGUGAGUUGGCUCGAAAGGCUAGAUCUGAGAGAACUGGUACUGCAGCUCCUGCUGCUGCCAAUAUGCCUUCAGAGAGAGGUACUGAUGAUAUGGUUACAGAUUAUGACCGUGUCAGGGAUGCCCCAAGGGAGAAGGAGACAAAAGAGGAAAGAGAGGAGCGGUUGCAGAGGGAGAAAAUUCGUGAAGAGCGUCGUAGAGAGAGGGAGAGGGAGCGUAGGUUGGAGUCGAAAGAUGCUGCAAUGGGGAAGAAGAGCAAGAUUACAAGGGACAGAGACCGCGAUAUCAGUGAGAAAGUUGCUCUUGGAAUGGCUACAACUGGGAGAGGGGGUGAAGUCAUGUACGACCAGAGGUUGUUUAACCAGGAGAAAGGAAUGGACUCUGGGUUUGCCACUGAUGAUUCAUAUAACAUCUAUGACAAGGGGCUUUUUACUGCCCAGCCUACUCUGUCUACUCUCUACAGGCCCAAAAAGGAUGUUGACUCUGAUACUUAUGGAGGUGCGGAUGAGCAGCUGGAGAAGAUCAUGAAGACUGAGCGCUUUAAACCUGACAAGACAUUUGCAGGUACCUCAGAGAGGACUGGUCCUAGAGACAGGCCUGUUGAGUUUGAGAAAGAGGCUGAAGAAGCUGAUCCGUUUGGUUUGGAUCAAUUCUUGACUGAAGUCAAGAAAGGUAAAAAAGCAAUGGAUAAAGUUGGCAGCAGUGGUACAAUGAAAGCUAGUGCAGGAUCAAUGCGAGAUGGCUUUGAAGGAUCUGGUAGAACUCGUAUUGCCUUUGAUAAAGGGCGUUGAGUUGUUUCUACUGGAGAUUCCUGGAGUUGUUGAAUUGAUCGGUGUUUCUUUAUGUAAAUUGACUUGUUCUUCGAGGGGGAGUUUUGAGGAGUUGUUGCUGUUCAGCAAGGUGUUUGGCAACUCAUUGAUGGCAAAGUCCAUCGUACCAUUUGAGAAUUUUUUAAUUUAGUUUUUUGUUUGCCUUUGAUGCUGUAUGAUAUUACUCCUCUAGCAUGGCUAAUGUUUUUAUUUACCGUGGCGUCUUCUUGUUUCAAUUUCAAUCUCACGGAAAUUAAUGGGAAAGGGUGCAAGUGCUGCCCGUGCUUGACGUUUACUCGA